Molecule: messenger RNA, 1252 nt
Organism: Musa acuminata AAA Group (dessert banana)
Lineage: Eukaryota; Viridiplantae; Streptophyta; Magnoliopsida; Zingiberales; Musaceae
Product: E3 ubiquitin-protein ligase RMA1H1
Exons: 2
Coding region: 155-850 (231 amino acids)
Biological process (GO): ubiquitin-dependent protein catabolic process
Cellular component (GO): endoplasmic reticulum
Molecular function (GO): ubiquitin protein ligase activity; ubiquitin-like protein conjugating enzyme binding; metal ion binding
Source: RefSeq, a predicted model, not a curated record
UCCCCCCCUAUUAUACGCGAUCGCUUUUCGGCUUCUCAGUAUCGACUCGUUCAUCGAACUCUCUCCGUCCAUUCGCCAUUGGAGCUCGCCAACCCACCGUCUCCCCGCCCUGCCUUCAGAUCCUGGUAAACUCGAGAAACAGAUCGGAUUCGUGAUGGAGGUGGAAGGGACGGUGGAGUCGGAUUCAGAUAAGAAGCCAGCGAAGAAGUGCAGCUCCGACGCCGCGGCGACGGCCUCGAACAACGGCUGCUUCGACUGCAACAUAUGCCUGGACUUCGCCGCGGACCCGGUGGUCACCCUCUGCGGCCACCUCUACUGCUGGCCGUGCAUAUACAAGUGGCUGCAGCAGGGCAACGGCGGGGGCGGCGAGUCCUCGCAGCAGUGCCCGGUGUGCAAGGCUGCGUUGUUCCAGCGGAGCCUGGUGCCGCUCUACGGCCGCGGCCAUAGCACCAAAUCGGCCCAGCAAAGCCUCGACGUACCGCGCCGACCCUCGUUCCCGCGGGAGGCGAUCGAGCAGCGAUUGCUGCAGCUGAACGAAGAGCAGGAUCCGGUGAUGCAGCAGCGGCGUCGCCACGUAGUCGAAUCUAGCGGCGAUCACGCGCCGCCGUUCUCGCCGCUGGCGGCGGCAAGGGUGACAAAUUCGGCUGCCGGUGAGGUGUUGGGGGGGAUGGCAGUGGCGGUGCUGCCGUGGAUGUUUCGGGACCAGGAGUGGGCAAGCGUCUACCACCCGAGCCCGUACCACGUCGUCGGCAACGGGGUGAGGAGGCAGGAGGUGGAGCUUGCGCGGUCACUGCAUCAGAUAUGGGUCUUCCUCUUCUGCUGCGCCAUUCUGUGUCUCCUCUUGUUCUGAGACUCCAAUGCGUCUUCGGAGCAUGACGAGGCACCUGUCACGGGAAAGCAAAAGGGUCAAGAUGCUUGACCAAAAUCAAAAAGGUAAGGAGGAUUCAGAAGCUGAUGCUUCUCGAGUAUCAGAAUCAUGUUGCAGAAAUCCCCGAAAGCACUCACCGAUCGGUGAAUCAACUGUAUGAAUCAUUUGAACCUUUGGGCAAAUUUCAGUUCAAAACGAGAUUCUGUCAAGAGAGAGAGAGAGAGAGAGAGAGAGAGAGAGAGGAUAUCAAUAAAAACAAUCUCUGUAGCAAUUCCUGAUUCAGCUCCGCGCUUCUCUUCAUCUCCAGCAUUGUAUCAACUAUCCUCUUGUGUAAAAAAUUGUGAGCGGAUAGAAUAACCUAAUUAUUUAUUAGCAUGAAUAUAA